ACAAAUUUUUCUACCUGGAGGCUUGUACAUCAUCCCUUGAAUGCUCGUUUUGUUCUAUCUGACCCAAAGAAUGGUAGUUUGGUACCCAUUUGGACACACGAUUUACAGAAAUAUUUAUAUUACGAAUAAAUUGAUGCUGUCAAUCGGGUACCAAUAAUAAAUUAAACGAUGGCGCAUUAUGAAAUUGACAAAGUAAUGGAACAUACAACAUCUAAAAGCGGAGAAUUUACAUUAUACGUGAAUAACCUACCCAAGGAAUUAAAUGAAAAUGGUUUAAUGCAAAUCUUCAACCACUAUGGAGAUGUUAAAGGACAUUUUUAUCGUCCAAAUGCCAGUUGGGCUUUUAUUACUUAUAAUACAUAUCGUGAAGCUGAAAAUGCUAUCAAGGAUUUACAUGAUGUAUUACCAUUACAUUUGAAAGUAUCAUUUGCAAAUGAAAAAGCAUCUAACAUAGUUCAAUUUCCAAAAAGAUCUGAUUCUGAGCAUAUUACAGAAUUAAAUAAUGGCAAAGAUAUAAGGAAUGUUAGAUAUGAAAACAAUUUACCUUUGCAAGCAAAAGGACGGGGCAAACUUUUAGAUAUACUUAAAAAAGUGGAACCAAAUUCAGAGUUACCUACAUACACAUAUACAACAGAUACUGAUUUAUUGUACCCAUAUCCUGUAGAUCCAUAUACAUAUAAUCCAUAUGAAAAUGCAGAACCUUAUGGAAAUACCAAUACAUUAUGGACAAGAGGACAGUUAACCAUUACACAAGAUGGAAAGAGACAUGUUUCAUUAGGCAGAGGUUAUACAAUGUAUGAAAUCCCAUGUCCUGAGCCUGAAGUUCAGAAUCAUAUUCAUAAAGUACAUGAAAAACGUACUAAUGGGUUGUAUGAAUAUGGCAAAGAUGUGUUACAAACUGCAAUUGGGAAUUGCAAAAAAUGUUCUAGGAAAUCAAAAUUUAGUUGUGAAAGAUGUCAUAGUUUUUACUGUAGUAAAAGCUGUCAAGUUGCUGAUUGGGCACAACAUAAAACUAAAUGUCAAGAUAUUCCAAUGUUAGUGCCGCUACCAGAGUAUUCUACCCCUGUAUCACGAUCGAAUGAAGAGCAGACGCCUUCUAGAAAUAUCUCCCGUAUUCAAAUGCCUCUUCGACAACCGAAGAAAUUAAUGAAUGCAUUAACAUCUUCAAAAGAAGGUAUUAAUACCAUUGCAAAAGAUGAAGAUGAAAAUAACACAAGUGUAGCAGAUUCUAAUGACAAUACACAUGAUAAUACGUUGAAGAAAAUACAUACCAAUACCAAUGGUCAACAUGAUGCAUAUCAGAAAAAUGAAGCAAAAGAAAAAAUAACAACUCCUGCAUAUAAUAGAAUUAGUACCGAAUCUAAACAAGUUGAUGUCGAUAAUAAAUUCAAAACUGAUAAUAAAUAUACUCAGUCAAAUCCAAUCAAUCAGCCUAAGAAACCACUUGAAAAAGACAAUGAUGAUGAAAACUUAGAAAAACACACCAAAAGGUUACAACCUUUUGGUAUAAAUGAUGUGAAAAAGAUGGAAGAAGAUAUAGCUUUUUCCAAACAUACAUUUUUACCAAAAUCUAAAUUUACUGAUGUAAGGGUAAUCUUAAAGUUAGAUCGUGAAAUUUGGAUUCAGAAGGUAGAAGAUGACAAUGAUCUUAUACAACUGAUGACGGAGUUACAAGAUGAAGCAGAAAAAAACCCCAAAAUGGAACCAAUAAUCGGUAAUAUGUAUGCUGUUCAGUAUGAAAAUGUUUGGCAUAGGGCUGUAGUUACAGCUUUAAAUCCUACAAAAGUACAUUACAUAGAUUACGGUAAUGAUGAAAUUGUAGAAACAAACGAUUUUCGUGAAAUUAAUAAAUACAAAAAUAUUCCAAGAUUUUGUGCAAAACUUCGUUUAUCAGAAAAGGCAAACAAAAAAUAUAAAAACCUCAAAUAUGAAGAUAUAAUAGCGGUUAAAAUGAUAUCAGUCGAUUCGAAUAAAGUAAUUAAUAUUGAAGUUGAAGGAGAAAACGAUACAUCAACAUUAGAUGUAAUUCCAAAAAAUGCUUCGAUGACGGAUAAUUCAACUACUAUAAAACCUAAUGAUAAAACUCCAGAUUUACAAAAAGUUCCUAUUAACGAUAAAACAUCAAGCCUUUUAAACAACCUGAAAAAUGUGGUGAAUACCGUGUUUGUUGGAGAAAUAGGUAUUUUAGAAAUUCAUGCAGAAUUAAGUCAGAAUAUUUACAGUAUUACGUUAUUACCACAUAGUGCAACAUCCAAUUAUGAGAAACUCUUAAAUGACUUACCUGCAAUGUGUGCAGACACAGUAGAAAACUCAGUUCAUAGACCACAGAUAGGAGAUUUAAUAUGUGGGCAAAGGCUUGAUGGCGAUUGGCUUAGAGGAUAUGUUUUAUCCCUUGAAUCUCCAUUAAAAAUGGCUAUAAUAGAUGAAGGUAGAAUGGCGACAAUUACGAAAACUGUGCCAUGUACUGAACAGUUUUUGAAUAUUUGUGCAUUUGGUGCAGUGUGUAAAGUAACUGAUGUUAAAUACAAAUUUAAUGAAGGUGAUCAAUAUGAAUUUAAAGUGAUAGGACAAAAAACUGAUAAAAAACCGGAGGAAAUAGAAAUAGAAAUUACUAAAGAACAAGAUAAAGUAAAAGCUAUUGUAAAGCCUUGGAUACCAAUGCCUGAGCAGAAAGGAUUACAAUAUGCUGAAUUAAAAAGUGGAUCCGAGGUAUGCUUAACUGCUUUCCGAAGUCAUAAUUUUUUAUUCGCUCGAUCUUUAAGCACUUCAGAAUUAGAACAUUAUAAUUACAUUAUGCAAAAUGUUGCAAAGUGUGCUCAAACAUCUCCAUACUUAAAAGAAUUACCGGUUGUUGGACAAAUGGUAAUAGCUCAGUAUCUUGAUGAAAAUUAUUAUCGAGCGAUUGUCACUAAAGUACAGGAUGAUAAAGUUGCAAUUUCUUAUAUUGAUUUCGGAAAUACAGAAGUUGUGAACGUAAAGAAACUUAAAGUUUUAAACAAUGAUUUAAAAGAGAUGCGAUCUUGCACAGCCAAGAUCAUUUUAAAAGAUGUUCCUCGAGAUAUUCCUAUGACAAACGAAGUGAGCAAUUAUCUCAGUUCUUUGGUAGGAUUUGAUGUUCCUUUAAUAUGUACAUUUGAUGGUAUACCUUCUAAAGAUGGUGUGUAUCUUAAAAAUCAAGAUGGAAGCAGUAUUAAUAAAAAAGUAAGUGAAAUGCUCAAACCACCGACAAAGGAGACUGCCGAAAAAGAUAAAACAUGUUAUAUGAUAAAUGAUAUAAAUGUUGUCAGCUUAGGGAAUGUCGGAGACACUGUUGACGUUCUUGUAUUAGUUACUAUUGAGGAAGGUUACAAAUAUGCAAUAUGCCCAUUAGAUUAUUACUUAACAAACCAUGUUUACGAUGUAAUGCCUAAACUGACAAAAGCAUAUUGUGAAUCAAGCGAUUACUAUAUUCCUCGCGAGAAAGAGCUUUGUCUUGCUCUUUAUGAAGAUGACUGGUAUCGCGCAACUUGCCUCUGUCGUAGUGAAACGCUUACAACAAGUUCUGUUUUCUUUAUCGACUUUGGUAAUGUUGAAAGUGUUGAUCAUAAAAAUAUACGUCUUAUGCCAAAAGAUUUUAUGGUCCCUGAUGCACUUGCAAGUAUUUGUCAUAUUAUUAAUGCAGGACCGACUGACAAAAAUGGCCGAUAUUCUUCUGAAGUAGAGAAAAAAGUCUCUGAAAUGUUACUUCCUUCUGCUUGUAUUAAAGUAAAAAUUGUUGAAUGUGAUGAAACAGCUGGUAUAUAUAAGGUGGAGUUACCAUGACUUUAAAACAAAUUGAUAAAAGCUA
This is a messenger RNA of Osmia lignaria (orchard mason bee), 3826 nucleotides long. It is a transcript of the gene vret, whose product is annotated as vreteno. The record is from RefSeq and is a predicted model, not a curated record. Lineage: Eukaryota; Metazoa; Arthropoda; Insecta; Hymenoptera; Megachilidae. Gene Ontology annotation, molecular function: RNA binding.